GCGGGCAUCUCCGAACUCAAAGAAAGUUCGGAAACUUGGAGUGAGCUUAGAGAAUUAGUCUUAUAUUUUAUCAUGUCUAAUCUAAGUGUAACUCCAAAUAAGAUCCGGAAGGUCGACCCCGUUGACGGAGCACAAAAUUCGCAUUCCGAUCAGCAAGAAAUCAUCGAAGAAAUCAAUGCUGUACAGAAUCAAAUCGACGCACUAAAUGAGCAAGCGUCCGAGGAGAUUUUAAAAGUUGAGCAGAAGUACAACCGACUUCGAAAACCACACUUUGAACAGAGAACGGACCUCACGAAAAAGAUACCAAACUUCUGGAUGACGGUUUUUAUAAAUCAUCCACAGAUGCAGUUGUAUAUAGAUGAGGAAGACGAGGAAGCUUUGCAAUACAUGACAUCCUUAGAAGUUGAAGAAUUUGAAGAUAUUAAGUCUGGCUACAGAAUAAAAUUUGACCUCACUGAGCGAUACAGGAGGCAAAGAAGAACAAAACUAGAAAUAAUGAAAGGGGAAGAACCACAAAGUUUUUUCAGGUGGUUCACAAAUCAAGAGUCUGGAGAUGAGUUAGGAGACACAAUUAAAGAUGACAUAUGGCCAAACCCUCUGCAAUAUUUCUUGGGUUCCACAAGUGGAAUUCAGGAAGAGGAUGAAGAUGAUGAUGAUGAUGUUGACGAUGACGAGUCAGAAGAUCAGGAUGAUGUCGUAGUUGUGGAGGAAGAAGAUGAAGAUGAUUUGGGUGAUGAAGGGGAAGGAGAAGAUGAUGAUGAAGAAGACGACGAAGAUGAUGACGAUGAAGAAGAGGAGGAAGUGGUUGUUGAAGAGGGAGAAGAAGAGGAAUUGGCAGAAGGGCAGGAAGGGGAGACACCUGUUGUGUAUGAGCUGGAGGAAGAGGAUGAUGAUGGUGAUGAGGAAGCAGAGCAAGGGGAGGAAGCCCUUCUCGAGGGAGAAGAAGACGAAGAGGAUGUGGAGGAGGACGAAGGAGUUGAACAAGAGGAUGAUGACGAGGGAGAUGAAGGGGAAGAAGAAGAAGAAGAUGACAGCAAGACAGAAGAAUAACAACGUUACAUUUCUACCUUUGUGUAAUCAAGAUAUCGUGUUCAAGUCAUCCACUAAAUUGUGGAUGUUUGACCUUGACACUCGAGUGAAACAUCCAAGUUUCUCUCCUACUGAAGUUACACUGUGAGAGUGCUUUCCAGUCCUCAAUCAAAAACUUAUUGUUUUACAAAAUUCAUAUUUUUUAUAUGCGCUUUAUCACUUCAUUUAUUUCCAUUCACAGGUUUGCAUGACUCAUUGUGUGAUGCCAAGUGUCACACUUGUUAGUCUUUGGUAGGUUUGUCGGAUGGCAUACCUUCGCCCUUCUUCUAUUUCUCGAAUUCAUUGCCCUAUUGACGCAAGUUUAUCCUUAUUAAGGAAUACCUGUUGAAUUUUCGGGCUAUGGAUCGCUGAUUUCUGAUUGUUCAUCCCGAAUUAAAAACCCAUGUAGAUAGAAGGUGAUUAUCGAAGGUAUGUGUGUAAUCAAAGAGAUGUUUCUCACGAAGGUUGUAUGUAUGCUAUCUCAGGGCUACGCAUGUAAUCCCAAAGAUAUUUACGUUAUCCACAGAUACAUACGGGGACAUGCGUAGUCCUAAACUUGUGACGUAAUGUGCUCACAGCAUUUAUAGAAUGCGGGAGGUCCUUAAAUUCAGAGAAAGGCUUUUUUAAAAAAGUUGUCAUUAUUUACCCAAACGUUGAUCCUAAGUGAUAGUCACUCGACAUAUUGUCGCUGUAACGGUUUUUGUAAAAUUGUACCACUUCAAGUCACCAAGUCUACCUACGCACAAAGAAACUCGCAAGCCAAUCUGGAUGUAAGGCAAACGGAGGAAAACGAAUAAACGACGAGGACAGAUAAAUAGAGAGUGGCUUAAAGAAAAUAAAACGAAAAUGUAUCAGACAGGUACUAAAAAGUUAUCAGGCUUAACCUACUUAUUGGUUAAACGCCUGCGCAUGUGUGAACAUUGUAGCGACUUGGUGGCGUGGUUUUAGGCUGUCAGAACCAAGUUGUCUUACACGAGUUACAAACAACCGCAAAAGCCAGGAAGUCGGGGUGGUUUAGAAGCGGAAAACUGUAUGUUAAAUCAACAUGAUACUCAUACUUGGUGAAGCUUUGUGUUCGAGAAGUCUUGAAUUUUCAUUUUCCCAAUUUUUGUCUCCUCUAAAGGUUUCUAAACGAAUGCGAUUUUUCCUAUGUUUUCCUUUAAAGUUUUGCGCGGGAAUUUGGCGCGCGGCUGGGCAGGAGUAAUCCCCUCGCGCAUGCUCGACGUUUGACUGCUGUGUUAGCUUAACCUUGCUUUCAAUUGGUCUGUUAAUCAUCUGAUCUAUUAGAUUAGACCGCUGGGUUUCUGUUGUCAAUGUUGGUCGUCACUCCUGGCACUCUAAGUUCGUUUGCCAGUCUUGCAAUUUGUCAGACUCGUUUAACGACCGGUACCUCCCCCUUAAAAAGCAUCAUAAGAAAGGAUGAUAUGAGGUUGAUACUUGCAAAUCUUCUGAAAUCCUGUUAAGUUGAACGAUAGAAUAGUAUUCCUUUGCCCUUUUAACGGUAUUGCAAGCACUGACUUUUCUCUCUGAAGGGUUAGCGAUAAAUCAUGAUUUUCAUUGUUCAAAAGAGGAAUCUCAAAUCUUCCAAUCAGACUUUUUGCACUUUCAUCGUGUGAUUGCCGUAAUUUAUUGCAAACUGUUUAUCAUUUGAUUGUAAUAAAGGUUUUUAAGUACAA
Molecule: messenger RNA, 2744 nt
Organism: Stylophora pistillata
Lineage: Eukaryota; Metazoa; Cnidaria; Anthozoa; Scleractinia; Pocilloporidae
Product: protein SET
Biological process (GO): nucleosome assembly
Cellular component (GO): nucleus
Source: RefSeq, a predicted model, not a curated record